Messenger RNA from Pan troglodytes (chimpanzee), 4858 nucleotides. RefSeq names its product zinc finger DHHC-type palmitoyltransferase 19 (gene ZDHHC19). Gene Ontology annotation, biological process: protein targeting to membrane; peptidyl-L-cysteine S-palmitoylation. Bases 459 to 1436 code for a protein of 325 amino acids. Gene Ontology annotation, molecular function: protein-cysteine S-palmitoyltransferase activity. The record is from RefSeq and is a predicted model, not a curated record. Gene Ontology annotation, cellular component: Golgi apparatus; endoplasmic reticulum. The transcript has 8 exons. Lineage: Eukaryota; Metazoa; Chordata; Mammalia; Primates; Hominidae.
UUGUAUUUUUAGUGGAGAUGGGGUUUCACCAUGUUGGCCAGGCUGGUCUUGAACUCCUGACCUCGAGUGAUCCGCCUGCCUCGGUCUCCCACAGUGCUGGGAUUACAGGGAUUACAGCGCCGGCUGAAAAUGACCAACUUUCUUCCCAUGUGUUUCUCCAGGUCAUAUUUUCUCCAACAACAUCAGCCUCUCAGGGGCAGGAACUCCCGGUUCCCCAGCACGUGUCGGGGUGGGGGUGGGGUUUGCUGUUGGAAGUGCCUGUCACCGGAGGCAGCUAGAGCAGGGCUGCAGACAGUUCUGCUGAGGACCCCCAGCCUCUGUGAUGUCACACUGGGCCUUCUUUCCUUUCACCCUGGGCUGCGGCUCUGAGGCUGCCGUGGCCAUGGAGCUCUGGAAGCUGGGCUGGGGGAGGAAGCCUGGUGGCUCUGACGUCCCCUGGAGGCGAAGGAGGCCCAGCCAUGACACUCUUAACGGAUGCCAUGCCCCUGGUGAAGGAGCCCCAUCCCCUGCCUCUGGUCCCACGUCCCUGGUUCCUCCCUAGCCUCUUUGCUGCCUUCAAUGUGGUGCUGCUGGUCUUUUUCAGUGGCCUCUUCUUCGCAUUCCCUUGCAGGUGGCUGGCUCAGAACGGGGAGUGGGCCUUUCCUGUUAUCACAGCCUCCCUCUUUGUCCUUACCUUCUUCAGUCUUGUUUCACUCAACUUCUCAGACCCUGGCAUCUUACAUCAAGGCUCCGCUGAGCAGGGCCCCUUGACGGUGCACGUGGUGUGGGUGAACCACGGGGCCUUCCGCCUGCAGUGGUGUCCAAAGUGCUGCUUCCACCGCCCGCCCCGGACUUACCACUGCCCCUGGUGCAACAUCUGUGUGGAGGACUUUGACCACCACUGCAAGUGGGUCAAUAACUGCAUCGGUCACCGCAACUUCCGCUUCUUCAUGCUGCUCGUCCUGUCCCUGUGCCUCUACUCGGGCGCCAUGCUGGUCACCUGUCUCAUCUUCCUGGUGCGCACAACCCACCUGCCCUUCUCCACCGACAAGGCCAUCGCCAUCCUGGUGGCUGUGUCCGCCGCGGGCUUCCUGGUGCCGCUGUCCCUCCUGCUGCUGAUCCAGGCCGUGUCCGUGAGCUCGGCCGACCGCACCUACAAGGGCAAGACACCUUCAGGGAUACAACCCCUUCGACCAGGGCUGUGCCAGCAACUGGUAUUUAACAAUUUGUGCACCACUGGGACCCAACCCCAACCUCUGGGUCCCUACAAAGCAGGGAAGGGUCCCCCGGGGCGUGGUGAGGCUGCAGCUCUCCAGGAGGUACACGGUUGGCACACGGUGAGCGCGGUCAGUGUCAUCGCAAAACAUCGGGACACAGGUACACGGUCGGCACACGGUGAGCGCGGUCAGUGUCAUCGCAAAACAUCGGGACACAGGUACACGGUCGGCACACGGUGAGCGCGGUCAGUGUCAUCGCAAAACAUCGGGACACAGGUACACGGUCGGCACACGGUGAGCGCGGUCAAAACAUCGGGACACAGGUACACGGUCGGCACACGGUGAGCGCGGUCAGUGUGGUCCUGAUGAUUUUCUCCACCACGCAGCUGACACACCACCACCCAGAGCUUCUCCGAGGACCACCUUCGAGACUGACCUGGGCCCCUUUCUUCAGGGAAGUCCCUUCUGCCAGGCUCCUCUGGCUCAGCCUCUCCGUGUCAGGGGAGGGUGGGAAUUUUUAUCAAGUGUCCCAGUGAUUCUGCCACCUGGAGUGUCAAAAUGGGCACAAGCCACACUGUUUGCUUCCUGCCACCUUUGUAUCCGGGUGAAACCAGGGUGUGGAGGAGGGUGGGGGCGGAAGGAUGUCACCCAAGGGUUCAGAUGAGCCACCCCCAGGUGCCGCGGAGGUGUGUGUGUCUGUGUGCUGGGGUGUGAGCGCAUUCUCAGGGGGACGCUGGCCCAGCCCCUGUCCUCUCUACCGCUGGUGAUGCAGGACGUCCCUCCAGAUCUCCAGCCCAAUGGGUCCUGCCACAACCCACCCUGGAAGCUUCAGACCCUUCCCUGUGCAGGCCCAGCCUCACCCACCUGCCUGGCAUGAGCCACGGGGGAGGGGGUCCAGGAGCCUGGGCCAAGGCCGGGAUGUGAAUUAUGGAACUGGCUGGUUGAAGAAGUGGUGCCUGCCUGGAGUCCCAGCCCACAGGGGCAAAGAAGCCCAGGCCCAGCAUCUGGGGAGGCCCUGCCCUUCCUCUGCCACCCUGUCCCUUAGUUCAGGACGGCACCUACUGGUCCUCACCUCCAGGUAUGCAGGGGACACAGCCUCAGGCAAGGGCCUUUCAAGCCCUAAGCCAGCUGUGAGUCAUUUCCCCUCACACACUGGGCCUCAAUUUCCCCACUGGGCAGACAUAAUUUUCCUCAUAGCGUCAAAGGAGACCAUGACCCCUCUGAGGGCAAUGGCCUCCUGCUCUAAAUGUGGAUUCUAGGUCUCUCUGUCCCUCCCAGCCUGGGAUUUCUUUUUUUUUUUUUGAGACGGAGUCUUGCUCUGUUGCCCAGGCUGGAGUGCAGUGGUGCGAUCUCGGCUCACUGCAGCCUCCUCCUCCUGGUUUCAAUUGAUUCUCGUGCCUCAGCUUCCUGAGUAGCUGGAAUUACAGGUGUGCACCACCAUAUCCAGCUAAUUUUUGUAGUUGUAGUAGAGACAGAGUUUCACCAUGUUAGCCAAGCUGGUCUCAAACUCCUGGGUUCAAGCGAUAAGCCCACCUCAGCCUCCCAAAGGGCUGGGAAUACAGGCAUAAGCCACGGCGCCCGGCCCCAGCCUAGGAUUUCUAAGGUUUCUUCAGGAAAGUCGCUUGGAUCAGGCCCCUUGGCUCCUGGAGGGGUAAGUGAGGCUUAGACUGUCCCUUCCUUUGACUCCCCACCACUCCACACUCUCCCCCCUAAGCCAGGGGACCCCUCCGGGAUUCUUUGCAGCGGGGCUGGGAGGCCUCGGUUCAGCUGCACCCACUUUUCCUUUCUGCCCCUUCCUUGUUUCUGUGGAAUGUACCCUUGAUUCUCAGAUGUACCCCACCCAGUCCUUGACCCACUGAUAAGGGGAGGGGUGUUAUCAGAGCCCAGUUACGGGGCCUACUGUCCACACGCCCAGGAAGCCCUGCCAUCUCUGCCUUCUGUGGGCUGGAGCCAAGGAGUGACCCCAGGCCUGCAAAGCCGCCAGGUGCCUGACUGUCUAGGGCUCCUCUGAGAGGUCCCCAGCUGGCCCCUAGGACCUGAAGAAAGGGGUUAGACCCUGGGAUGGGGUGCCCAGAGCAGCGCCCUCCCAUCUCCACGCCUUUCCUCCAUGGGCCUUCUGGAAGGCUCACAAGCUUCAUGGGCAUGUGGGGUGGGGCUCAGCCCCAUCAUUCCUCUCUGUGCCCAACUAGUGUGCUGUGGAGAAGUCACUGUCCUGUGCGUAGCCUCAGCUUCCUCGUCUGUAGGACUGACAGUCAUAGCCACCUCCCAGGGAUCACAGGAUCCUAACUCUCUAGGAGAGGAAGGGACCCGGGCUGCCUCAUCCAGCUGCCCCCCACCCCCAGUUUCAUAAGCAGGGACUCUGGGGCCCGGAGAGGGAAGUGGUUGCAUCAGAUCACAUGGUGCAGCCAGUCUGGUGACUCUUGGGUUCCCAGGCCGCUGCCCCAUCCCUGGUCCUGGGCCAUUCCAGAGGAGACAGGCUUGGCUGGCAACCCCAGGGCUCUGCUCUCCAGCCCCUGUGCCUCAGAGCUGGGCUGGGCUGGGCACAGGCCCAGGAAACUGAUAAGAAGGUUUAACUCUCUUCAGCCCUGUGCUGCCGGCGAUAAUGACCCCCUCCGCUGCCUCCCACUCAGCCCUGCCCUGCUCUGCCCUGCUCUGCCCUGACCCUUGGGUGGGGGCCCUGCAGGUGGCUGAGGGUGGAGCAGGGCAGGGACAGAUGGGGGAAGGGGAGGUCACCGCACUGCAGGAUCCAGGGCCCAGAAUCCUAGUACCUCAAAGGACACAGGCACCUUGCUGGCUCUCAUGGGCAGCUGGGCACAGUGCCUGACACCCAUGCUCCGUCUGGGUCUGAAUCCCUUCUCUUUAGUUCUUAGCAUGCAGAGGAAUGGCUGGAGGGAAGCAGCCCAGGGGCUGAGGGCUCGCCAGAACUCCUGUACUAACAAACCCUCGACGGAGCCCUGCCUGCGCCAGGGCCUGUGCUCAGUGUCCAGGCUGCCUCCUUCAAUCCUCACGACUGCUCUAUGGAACUGUUAUUCUAGUUUCUGAGGUGAGGAAACCAGCAUGGAGCAAACAAGCAACUCCCCAAGAGGCAGAAGUGCAGCUCCCGUGACUCGUAGCCACCACGAGGUGUGUCUGUGGGCAGUUUCCACAUUUUAUUUCAACGUGGGGUCACAGUUAAGACGCGGGCUCUGAAGGUGGGCUGCCUGGUUUCUCCCCCUGUAAUGUGAGAUUAAUAAUUGUAUCUCUAGAAGAAAACACACACACACACCACACACACACACCACACACACACACACACACCACACACACACACCACACACACACACACCACACACACACCACACACACACACACACACACCACACACACACACCUCCCCACACACCACACACACACACACCACACACACACCACACACACACCACACACACACACCACACACACACCACACACACACCACACACACACCCCCCCCACACACCACACACACACACACCACACACACACACCACACACACACACCACACACACACCACACACACACACACCACACACACACACCCCCCCCACACACACACCACACACACACACCACACACACACACACACACAAAAGUCGUAUCUCAUCGUGUGGUUAUGACAUGGCUUACCUAGUGCAUGGAAAGA